Molecule: messenger RNA, 3111 nt
Organism: Prorocentrum cordatum
Lineage: Eukaryota; Dinophyceae; Prorocentrales; Prorocentraceae
Source: the annotation of a GenBank genome assembly
AUGGCCACCUGCGGCACCUGCCACCAGAACACUCACGGUUGGGAGAAGGACGCCAAAGAUGGCAAGAAAGAGCCGUUGUGUUGGACGAAAGGCGAGAAGAGCAACAAGACGGGCCUCUGGGUACCGAUGGGCGGUGAAUGCGGUGGAUGCAGGUACGUGCGCAACCGCUACUACGAGAAAGGCACGAGCCAACAAGAGGCCAACAGAAAAAUCGCAGAGGAGGAGGGCGAGGCUGAGCGCCACCAGAGGCUCCGCACAGAUAAGGUCACAGGAGAGUGCAAGUUCAUCCACACUGAGGCAGUCAAUACAAAGUCCAAGACCAGCGACGAGAAGCAGUCGUUCAGACAGGCGGCCGAGGAGGGUACCUGCACUCCGUGCAAGGAGUUCGCGAGGAUCAAGGGGCUCAGUUUCCCGACCGAGAACCAACUGGUGGAGUACAUCACCAAGACCAUGGGUUUCGAGAUCGAGGAUGGCGACGGCGGGCGGGUCGUCGUCCAACCAGAUUUGCCAGCAGGAUCGCACAGGUACAGGCGCGGCAAGAGAGACGUCGCAAAACAGAUGGUCGUGGCGGGGCACGUGGACCAGGCAGCGGCUGAACAGCGCCACGCAGAGAAUGUGCAAGAGGGUGCCCUUGGCAAGCCUGAGCGCCGCGUCUUGAGCAAGACGUCCUUCCGGCCAGUUGCGACCCGCCGCCCGGUUCCGAGGAGCCAGCAACCCCUGUCGAGCACCUGGUCCUGGUCCUUGCCCAAUGACGCCUUCGACGAGGAUCCUGAUCAUGACCAUGACAUUGCUAGACUGAGCGACGUGGACUCCAGCGUCGCAAGCUCGACGAUCCGCACGCCCGCGCCCAAGGCCCCUCAAAGGGUGGAGGGCUGCCCCCUGUCGGCGAGAGGGGAGCGCAAGAGGAAGCGCAUUUCUGAAGGUGACCUGUCCGCCGCCGAGGCAGCAGAAGCAGCGCUGAACGAUGCGGAUGAGUACUUCUCGGCUGACAUCCUGUGGAGCGGGAAGUACACGAAGAGGGACUUCGAGAACCAGCGCACGAGGCUGGCUGCCAAAGCAGCCAAAGCAGCAGCCUCCGUCGGGGUGGCCGACUCGGCGGAGGUGUCAGAGAAGCUCUUCAAGAAAAGCGUAGACACUUACACGAUGAAGGAGACCCUGGAUCUGUUCAAGGAUCGGCCGCAGGACUUCGUGGAGAAGCUGGACGGCUUGCCAGGCAAGUUCAACGACAUCUUCAAGUCCUGCUCCCAGGGGGCCCAAGCCAACAUGCUGUCGAGCACCGCGUUCACCUUGCUGUCGACGGGUGACGUUGCCAACGAGGUCAUGGCCCUGAAGGUGGCGAAGUACGACGACUGCUGCGACCACUUCUCGGUGGCUACCUUGGCGAGGUCUGGGUGCUCGGAGGCUGUUGUGUCGAGUUGUCAGGUGAACCUCGUGGUGAGCUUCAUCGACAAGAUGAUCAAGAAGUCCCAUCGCGACGACUGCGUCAAGCUGAUGAAGUAUUGCGAGUGCACGGUUGGGAAGCUGGGUUACGGGGGGCGCCCAAUUGGCUUCCCCAUCCUGGUCAACAUCGCAGAUUUGGACACGGGCAACAGCAUGAUCGACGUUGCCAUGGGCUGGACCCCUCAGUGCGCUGCCGGCUUGUACUCGAUGGGGUUCUUCGGGAGGGUCUUGGGGACCAGCGCAGGGGACAAGCUACCCAGGGGCCUUCGCCUCGAAGGGAUUCAUCUCGCCUCUCACAGGGGCAUGAUCAGCAACCGCCUUCAGUGCUACAUGAAGGUGUCGGGCGGUAACGUCAGCCAUGCCAAGGUCGCCUGGGAGCGCAUUCCAAUUCCAGGGCACGGUGAGGGAAACGGCGCAUCCCUGGCGGACAACGUCGUCAACGAUGUGGUGAAGUGCGUGCACGAGCUGGAGAAGUACGUCAACGUCCAGGCAUCGGGGCCCGUGCGAUUGCUACACUCCAUUUGUGUUGUGUCCCCAUCCCCCGAAGAAAUUCCCUGGGUGCACUCGGCUUGGAGGUCACCGUUUCGGGGGCGGGGGCUUUUGCAUGAGUGUGGGUAUCCUGGGCCCCUGGGCCACGCGCGGAAGCAAGACAGCGCGAGCGCAGUGGAACGUACUUUCUCGGCGCUCCAAGACGUCAUCAUGUCCAGCUCCGUGGCGACGUUCAGCAAGCACAUGGACACCGUCGACGACGAGGGCGACCACGAGGGCCAGCAGCUCUACAAGCUCAAGGGCGACUUGGUGUCGAACAUCUUCCGCGCGCAGCAGGUCGUCGUCGACUUCUCGGGCGGGCUCGCUGGUUUCGUGGGCUCCAUCUUCAGCGAUGACUUCUCGAGCUAUGUGGGCGUGGCCUUCGACUUGCACUCCGAUGCAAAUAUCUUCAUCAUCGCCAUUGGCGCCGCGAACACCUUGCUGCAGUUCGACAUCCCUGCGGCGGAGAGGGCCGUCCUCAAGGAGGCCUUGCAGCGCUGCGAGGUCGCAGUGAAAGUCUGCGAAGCGAAGGCCCACACCGCGAAGAGGUGCGACGAGUCCAGGUCAAUCGUGGGAUCACCGAAGUGCGAGCUCGCAACUCAGAACUUCUUCUUCGUCAUUGCCAAGCUCAUCGGGGCCUUGGCUCCAGAGGUUAGCGCGCUCGUCGAGUCGGCGAAGGCGCGCAGGUCCAUCACGGUCACUGCGGAACAGGUGCUCGCAGGCAAGGCCGCCGGGUGCAUGCAAAGUACCAGUGCCCUGCGUCUCGUCGAGUCGCUGAUCGAGCCAGUGUCCACCAAGACCGAGGUGCAGGAGUGGAGAGCGGCGCUCAUGGAGCAGUGGGGCACCUCGUUCCAAGAGCUAGUGGACAAGCUCGACCCGAUGUGCAUGACAGCCUUCAUCAGGAAGUGCAGGGAUCAGGAGAACAUUAUCGGCCUCGUCCAGGCCUGGACGCUCGACCAGAACAUGUGGCUGGCGUCGAGUGAAAAAGACCUGAAACGCAAUGCAGAAUUCCAGCAGAUCGAGGCGUUCAUUUCAGCUCUUCCCUCCGCUGCUCGCAUCAUUGACGAGCUCGCGAAGGUUUCCUUGAAGUGGAUUUCGGAGUCCCAGUCGCGUAGGCUCAAGAGUCUCAUCGAAGAUCUGCCG